This is a messenger RNA of Microtus oregoni (creeping vole), 294 nucleotides long. Its product is annotated as putative protein ZNF720. Gene Ontology annotation, biological process: regulation of DNA-templated transcription. The record is from RefSeq and is a predicted model, not a curated record. Lineage: Eukaryota; Metazoa; Chordata; Mammalia; Rodentia; Cricetidae. The coding region runs from base 1 to 294 and encodes 97 amino acids. The transcript is spliced from 5 exons.
AUGGUCCACUUGCUUCUAUUUGUUAAUCUAAUUAGCAGCCCCAACAUCUUUGUGAACCUUGCCAGUAAAAACAAGGUAGAGGCUAUGGGAAUCUUGACAUUCCAAGAUGUGGCAAUUGAGUUCUCUCCAGAUGAGUGGGACUGCCUCGACUUUGCACAAAGGGCUUUGUACAGGGAAGUCAUGUUGGAGAACUACAGUAACAUGGUCUCUGUGGACCUGAUCAGGUUUCUUGAACAAAGCAAAGAGCCCUGGAACGUGAACUUUGGAGAGACAGAAGGCAGUGAACAAGCAUGA